CCUCGACGAUCCUCGACGGCUGAGCAGCCGCAGAGAUCUUCGACGGCUGAGCAGCCGCAGAGAUCUUCGACGGCUGAGCAUCCUCGACGAUCCUCGGCGGCUGACCCGACGCAGCGAUCUCCGACGGCUGACCCGCCACGGCGAUCCCCAAUGGCUGAGCAGCCUCAGAGAUCUUCGACGGCUGAGCAUCCUCGACGAUCCUCGGCGGCUAAUCCGGCGCAGCGAUCCCAAUGGCUGAGCAGCCUCGGCGAUCUUUGACGGCUAAGCAGCCUCGACAAUCUUCGGUGACCCGAAGAAGACGGUCUCGGUCGAGCUCAAGUUCUAGCUCGAGUUCGAGCUCGAGUUCGAGCUCUAGUUUGAGCUCUAGUUCGAGCUCCAGCUCUAGCGGAACAUGUACAUCUGUUAAAAGUAUACGCGAUCUCAAGCCGAUUCCUAAGAUCGCGUCCUCGAAUAUGAAGAGAAAAGUAAAUGAUCAAAAAGGCAACGAGCAGAAGAAGAAAAAGGUAGGAGAGAGAGAGACGUCACCAAAACCAGGAACAUCUACAAUGACUUCAGAGGUUACGAGACCAGUACCGAGACGUGGUAUUUUGCAAUUAAAAAGGACUGAUAGUAAACAGCAGCAGCAACAACAGCAACAGCAGCAGCAACAACAGCAGCAGCAACAGCAGCAGCAACAGCAGCAGCCACAGCAACACAGCCAACAGCAGCAGCAACAGCAGCAGGAACAACAGCAGCAACAGCAACAGCAGCAGCCACAGCAACAGCAGCAACAGCCGUCACAGCAACAACAGCAACCUCAGCAGCAACAACAACGCAAUUUACCGCGGAUUAUAGAUGAUGAGAUAAUAAUAGAUCACUAGAAGAGGAAGAAACUGAAGCUAGAGUUGAGUGGCGUGAUGUAGAAUCAGCUUUUCAAAAUCGAAUUAGAACAGGUGUAGUUGUAAAAUAUAAAGCAUGUGGACAUUCUAAGUUUUUUUAACGAUGCGCAAAAGCUUUUCAAGGUUAAAGUAGAAGAUUGCUUGAAGGAAUAUAACGCUGUAAAAAUAAAUUCUGACUUUAUCGCAGAAUUUUCUAUGCAGAAAAAUGGAGAGGAAACGACUGACAUUAAAUAUUUUACAAGUGAAAGUGUUACAGCAUUCAUGUCAACGAAUUUGGAAGAAUGGUUUAAAGAUCAUAUCAAAGAACCUAUUCUCACCCAGCUUGAAGAAUUUCAGGAGAAAGAUUCUGGCUAGACCCUGACGAGUAUUAUCAGUUUGUGUAUCAAUAUGAAAAAUAUUCUCCAAUCAAGGGAGUUCCUUCAUUCCACUUCCAAAGUUUAUAGAAAAGAAAAAGGCAUGUGUUAAUAUUCGUAAUAAUGAUAAUCAGUGUUUCAAGUAUGCUAUACUUUCAGCAUUGCAUCCUAGUGAAACUAAUCCCAAUAGAGUUAAUCAAUAUCGUAUGUAUGAGAACGAGCUGAACUUUGGUGAUAUAGAAUUUCCAGUCAAACUUAAAGAUGUACCAAAAUUUGAAAAAUUAAAUGAUAUUUCAGUAAAUGUAUACAUGUUAAAAAAGUAUAAUGAAAAGUUUGAAGUAUCGCCAUGCCAUAUUACAAAAGAAAAGAAAGAAAAACAUGUAAAUCUACUCCUCAUUCAAGAUUUUUACAUAGAUGAAAA
Nasonia vitripennis (jewel wasp) is the source of this 1652-nucleotide messenger RNA. RefSeq lists its product as uncharacterized. Lineage: Eukaryota; Metazoa; Arthropoda; Insecta; Hymenoptera; Pteromalidae. The transcript is spliced from 3 exons. Bases 231 to 860 code for a protein of 209 amino acids. The record is from RefSeq and is a predicted model, not a curated record.